This is a messenger RNA of Anguilla anguilla (European eel), 7638 nucleotides long. RefSeq names its product neuronal PAS domain-containing protein 3. The transcript has 13 exons. Gene Ontology annotation, biological process: regulation of transcription by RNA polymerase II. Lineage: Eukaryota; Metazoa; Chordata; Actinopteri; Anguilliformes; Anguillidae. The record is from RefSeq and is a predicted model, not a curated record. Gene Ontology annotation, molecular function: DNA-binding transcription factor activity, RNA polymerase II-specific; RNA polymerase II transcription regulatory region sequence-specific DNA binding; protein dimerization activity. The coding region runs from base 1399 to 4386 and encodes 995 amino acids.
UUCAUCUCCUCACACUCACGAGGAAUGGCAUUGCUGCACAUCACAGCUCGUAACAACACUUUCUCUGGGAGAAUUCACACAGCAACAGCCUCUUAUUUACAAAUGCACCGCUGCACACUUGCACACAGCAUCUUUAGAGAAACAAUUCUGGAGACUGCACAUACAAGCAUCACCACACAGAGCAGCCAAGCGGAACCCAUGAGCUGGGAAUAAGAACAUCUAGGAACACCUUAGCUAAAAGACAAAAUUAAUGCGUCAGCGAUAUUUUGGACUAUUUUCUUGAAUGCGCCGUUGCACAUUACAUCAUAUGUCGACAUCCUUAUUAAGACGUACCUGGCGUGGAAUUUAUUUAAUUUUCAGCAGUGAUCAAGCUAACUGCAGUGUGAAAGUAGUCUAGGAGUUUGGCGGAAAACUUCGUUUUCAGUUCAUUAGUUUAAAAAAACGUUCACUAAUUUACAGUAAUCGUGAUGGAUUGAGGAUGAUAUUAAAAUGUAACAACUGGGUCUUUAACGACAUUUAACCUGCAUUAUUCCGUAUUAAGAUCUUAAACAAAACGAUGCACUUGGAACUGAGGAGGAAAGUCGGGUGGAGACGAUGAGCCUUUAAUGCACUUUUGCUCAGUUUUUACAGAGUAAACUUUCUCCGAGACUUUGGAAGACAGUUUAUAAGGUAGUUUACAUUACACAGUCCUCUAAGUAAAUUGAUUUGCGAUUAGUUGAUUUGAACAAACGAUGACAAUGUGUACAUCUAGCUAUUUUAAAGCGUAGCUAGACAACUUUCAAAAGUUACCCCAAAUUAGCUGUAACAGUUUCGGCUGUCAUCCGGUUUCACAGUGCCACUUAUGGUGAGCGUGUUUUCGGAAGAGCUGAACAUUUAGCAAUAACGCUGCCGCACUUUCUCACACUCGUAACAUAAUUGUAUUAUUGUUCUACGCAUUUGGCUACACGUGUAAAACUUGAAAGUCGUAUCUAAGUUAAAAUAGUUAAAUUAAUAUUUAAAGCCAUCCGUCAGGGUAUUUCGUUUUUACAUGUUUUUGCUCCAAACGAGGCACCCAGACAGUAACUUUGCACAAACAUUUUCGCACUAAGUUUAUAGUUCAUAUUUUACUUGUAGGGGCAAACGAAGAAGAAUCUCCCAUGCACAUAGGUAUUUAGAGGACGCAACUCUAUUGACUGUAUUCAUUAUUUCAGACACCCGGCGUCAAUGUCAUUGCCAGCCUCCUUAAAGCUUCAGUAGCCUAGUCCUUUUGCUUAUACCGAAAUCAAGACGUAGAAUGGCUGAAGAGCUGGUAACCAUCACUAAUGGGAUUGUGGUGUGACUUGUUCGGCUGGAGGGAAGGCUGUUAUUCUUGUAAAUAUCCACACAGACUCAGUUCGUGUUCAGUUUCUUUGAGCGGGGAUGAUCAGGAUCUUCCCGGAUUUCAGCGUUCAGGUGACGGCUGCCGCAGGUGGAGGAGCCGGGGGAAUGCCAGCGGGUCCCGCCGUGGGGAGAGUCCCCGGCACCACAAAUGGUAACCCGCAAAACGUCCAGGGGAUCACCUCGUAUCAACAAAGGUGUGGCGCUUUGUGUUGGGGUGUGGCAGGAGGGGAGGCUUGUUGCAGCUACCAGCCCAGUUUGAAAGAUGAGCAGUCUAACGACCCCUACUGGGAGAGGCCAGCUAAUGCCAGCUCGUGUUCAGCUUCUAGGCCCAAGACACUCCACCUUGGAGGGCAACAACAUACCUCAUCACCAUGGUUGCAGGCUCUGAGGAAGGAGAAGUCCCGGGAUGCGGCGCGCUCACGGCGGGGGAAGGAGAACUUUGAGUUCUACGAGCUGGCCAAGAUGCUGCCUCUCCCCGGCGCCAUCACCAGCCAGCUGGACAAAGCCUCCAUCAUCCGCCUCACCAUCAGCUACCUGAAGAUGAGGGACUUCGCCAACCAGGGGGACCCUCCGUGGAACCUGCGCAUAGAGGGCCCGCCCCCCAACACCUCCGUAAAAGCUAUUGGGACUCAGCGUCGGAGGAGUCCCACCGUGGUGGCCUCCGAGAUCUUUGAACCACACCUAGGGAGCCACAUCUUGCAGUCCCUGGACGGAUUUGUAUUUGCACUAAACAAGGAGGGGAGGUUUUUGUACAUCUCCGAGACGGUGUCCAUAUAUCUGGGGCUUUCGCAGGUGGAGCUGACGGGCAGCAGCGUGUUCGACUACGUCCACCCGGGCGACCACGUGGAGAUGGCCGAACAGCUGGGCAUGAAGCUGCCCCCGGGGCGGGGCCUCCUCUCCCAGGGCACUGCCGAGGACGGCGCCAGCUCCGCCUCCUCAUCCUCACAGUCCGAAACCCCGGAGCCAGUGGAGUCCACCAGUCCCAGCCUGUUGGCUCCAGACAACACUCUGGAGCGCUCCUUCUUCAUCCGCAUGAAGUCCACGCUGACCAAGAGAGGCGUCCACAUCAAGUCGUCCGGGUACAAGGUCAUCCACGUCACCGGCAGGCUUCGCAUCCGGAUGGCGCUGACUCACAGCCGAUCGGUACCCAAUCAGAUCAUGGGAAUGGUGGUGGUUGCCCACGCCCUCCCCCCGCCCACGAUCAACGAGGUCCGCAUUGAUUGCCAGAUGUUCGUCACCAGGGUCAAUAUGGACCUUAACAUCGUCUACUGUGAGAACAGAAUCAGUGACUACAUGGACCUGACGCCCGUCGACAUCGUGGGGAAGAGAUGCUACCAGUUCAUUCAUGCAGAAGACGUGGAGGGCAUCCGCCACAGCCACCUGGAUUUGAUGAACAAGGGCCAAUGCGUGACCAAGUACUACCGCUGGAUCCAGAAGAACGGCGGCUACAUCUGGAUCCAGUCCAGCGCCACCAUCGCCAUCAACGCCAAGAACGCCAAUGAGAAGAACAUCAUUUGGGUCAACUAUGUGCUCAGCAACCCCGAGUACAAGGACACGCCCAUGGACAUCGCCCAGCUCCCCAACCUCCCGGAGAAGACCUCCGAAUCGUCCGAGACCUCCGACUCCGAGUCCGACUCCAAAGAGAACUCCGAAGACAACGAGAACUCCAAAUCUGACGGGAAAGGGAACCAGUCGGAGAACAGCGAGGACCCCGAGGCCGACAGCAAGAAGCAGCCGGGCAGGCCCUCUGAGCAGGAGAUGCGGCGGCAGGAGGAGGGGGACAGCUCCAGCAACCCCGAGAGCCAGGACAGCGAGGACAGCCUGGAGCCGUCCGACUGCGAGGGCGAGGCCAAGGAGGGGCGCCUGGGCCGGCUGGGCGGCCUGCACAUCAAGGUGGAGCGCUACGGCGACGGGGAGGGGGCGGAGCCGCGGGACUCGCGCUCCUCGUCCGACGAGGACGAGGACGAGGACGAAGACGAGGACAGCUCCAAGGACGAGGAGAGCGGGGGCGAGCCGGCGUCCCCCGCCGCCAGCAAGCACCAGAAGCGCAAGAAGAGGAGGAAAAAACAGAAGGGCGCGGUCAGCCGCCGUCGCCGCCUCUCGUCCGCCUCCCCCAGCCCCGGCACCCUGGACCCCGCCCUGGGGGAGCAGCCCCCGCUCCUGCCCCCGCCCUCCCCCGCCAGUGCCUCCGUGCUCAAGAUCAAGACGGAAAUGUCCGAGCCCAUCAACUUCGACAACGACAGCAGCAUCUGGAACUACCCGCCCAACCGGGAGAUCUCGAGGAACGAGUCCCCCUACAGCAUGACCAAGCCCCCCGCCGCCGCCGCCGACCACUUCCCCUCCCCGCAGGCGGGCGGCCUGCAGGUGUCCAUCCCGGACUCCGUCCUCACGCCCCCGGGGACGGAGGGCGCCGGGGCCCGCAAGGCUGCCUUCAGCGGCAGCGCCCCCUCCUCGGCCUCCAGCGCCGCCAGCCUGGCCCCGCCCUCCAGCUCCUCCUCCUCCGACCCCCUGUCCCCGCCCCUCUCGGCCUCCCCGCGAGACAAGCAGCAGGGAACUCCAAGUACUUCCAGCUCUUUGCUGUACACCAGCGACCUGGAGGCCCUGCAGAGGCUCCAGGCGGGCAACGUGGUGCUUCCGCUGGUUCACCGGGUGACGGGCACCCUGGCCGCCACCAGCACUGCCGCCCAGCGGGUCUACACCACCGGCACCAUCCGCUACGCCCCGGCCGACGUCACCCUGGCCAUGCAGGGCAACCUGUUGCCCAACGCUCACGCCAUGAACUUCGUGGACGUCAACAGCCCCGGCUUCGGCAUCGACCCCAAGACCCCCAUGGAGAUGCUGUACCACCACGUGCACCGGCUCAACAUGUCCGGGCCUUUCGGGGGCGCCGUCAGCGGGGCCAGCCUCACCCAGAUGCCGACCGGGAACGUCUUCACCACGGCCGAGGGACUCUUCUCCACUCUUCCGUUCCCCGUCUACAGCAACGGGAUCCACACCACACAAACUCUGGAGCGCAAAGAAGAUUAAAGCAAAACUCCGAGACCAUAUUACUGUGUUCAACUGUCAAAGACUCUUUGAGGCGUAAGACUGUGUUUCAAGUUGGGAAAAAAAAAAUAAUUUUAGCACUUUGAAUUUGAGCGAAUGAGCUCGUGGUAUUGAAAUGAAUGGUCCCCAUGUCUUUUCUUUCUCUCUAGUUCUCUUCUCUCUCUCUCGCUCUCUCUCUCUCUCUCUCUCUCUCUUGCUCUCUCUCUUUCCUGUUCAUGAUAUUUCUCUCUGUAUGAACUAAAACUGAUUAUUCUUUAUUGUAAAGAGUUCCUUUUGUUGCCUACAGGGAGUCCAGAGUAGAUGACAACUGUUCUGUGGUCUUCUGAGGUGUACCAUUUAUUUGAGUUGAUUUUGUUGCUUCUUGAUGAAGAUGCCUUCGAUUUGUAUAUUUAAAGGUAGUGGAAAAAGAUAAUUGUCAGAGAAGUAAAAAAAAAAAAAAAAAACCUAAAGGUUUCUAUCCAUAUCUUGAUGUGAUCAAGGUUGAAGAAAGGAGGUUACCCUGUUUGACAUAGUUGAAGGGGUUUUUAUUGUUCUUUCUAAUCGGGGGAAUAGUAUUUUAGAAUUAAUGCUUUUCUCUUUUUUUAUAGCUCAGAUUUAACUUGCAAAUCACACAUUAAAAGCAAUUUCAACCGGGUAUUGGCCUGUGAAUAGAAUGUUACUACAAAAUCCUGGGACUUUGGCACAGGCCAGUCCCUGCAUUUCCCAUUCCAUCUCCUCUUUGCCGACUCAUGGUGCUACCAUUACAUAACCCUCAUUCAGCUGGCUGAAGUAGGUGCUGGUCCAGUGCUCUACUGUAGAUAAGUGACAGGUUGAGAGAUUUUCUACAGAAAAGUCUUACCUCGGCUCUAACGAAUAAGUCUUCGCAGUCGCCACUCCAUUCGGUCGGGUGUUUUCGAGAGCUCGAUUUGAUUGAGACAGGGAACGGACGUCUGGAGCAGGCUGAUGCUUCGUUUUUGCUUUUUAACUCAAUCAUUGUUUUCUCAGUGUAACUGAGGCUAAUUUGCAUCAUUAACUUGAAAAGUUUGCGUUUUACGAAUGUUUAAAAAGUCGACCGGCUUCGGACGGUCGGUUUUUGAUUUGAUUUUUUUGUUGUUAUUGUUUGUCCCUCCUUGCAUUUGAUCCAAUGUGUUCGAGCCCAUCAGCCUCUCAAUCUGUUCUCUCCUCCCACUUCUUCUCGCGUUCCAAACUCUGAAAUUUCAGAUCUGUCAAUGAGAUUGUAACAGAUACAUGCAUUUCAAUCAAAAAUGAAAUACUGUGUUCAAAAAAAAAAAAAAAAAAUCACAUUCCUGAUUUUUUUUUUUUUUUUUUUUUCCUUUUCCUCUCCGUUGCCAAAAAGUUAAUGUCACAGUUCGGUGUUAAAAAAAAAAACACUGUGAUUGUUGUUUUAAAAAGAAAAAACAGUAAUAAAAUGGAAAAAAAAUCUUUCACUUCAUCAUUUGGCAGCCGCCCAUCAAAGGCAUCUAUUACCAAGCGUGAGAUCCGUAACGUGUACAAUGUGUUAGUGUCAUUGGCUGUCAGUCUCCAUGGCGAUUUCAGUGUGUGUUACUAUAUGCAGUAUAUACCGAGCUGAUGUAGCUGUUUUGUCCUUUGUCUUCUCUGUGCUUUAUCUCUAGUCUGGGGUAGGCGGGGAGGCGGGGCAUCCACCCCCCUCUCUUCCACCCCUCUGCAGUCCUAGUGAACCAGUGAUUCUUGGAGGUUAGUGGAUUUUGUGUGGUGGCCUUCUUAUGUAAUGUCACCUUUUUGCUGCUUCCUUUUGUCUGUAUUCCUUUCUGUUUCUGCUAUUGCUUUGCUGUUGUGUAGUCUACAGACCUCUCUUUCUCUCAGAGAUAAAAGACUCUUAACUAGCUCAAAGGUUUAUGGAGCCAUUUUUUUGCCACUGAGGAAUUCUGGGACUUCAGUUUCCAGCUUGCUAUACAUUUACACUUAUAAAAACUAUGACAAAAAAAAAAUUAAGUAGCACUUAGAUGUAUGUAACAGACUGGAACCAUAAAAGCCUCAGUUGUGAAACAUUCCCAGAGUCCCUUGUGCUAAUAUUGUAUGCAUUGGGUGUAUUUCAUUGGUUUCCACCAAACCUGUUGACUUCAAGGACCCUGCAACACACAAGAAAAAAAAAAAAAAAGAUCAUGAUCGUAUUUCAGGACAAUAAACAAUUUUAAAGAUUUCUUAAAGAAAUGAAAAGAAAAUGUUUCGCAGUAUAAAUCUAUUUUUAUAGGUGUUUUGGAAAUGCAUGUUUACUAAGUUGAUUGUUUAGUUUACUUGAUUUUGUUCGGUCCAGCAGCUUUGUCAACAUUUAGUGUUUUUUAGUCUGUCCAGCAAAGGGAGAGGGGAGCCUUUGUCUUUUUAACUGAAUCAGACUACUCCCCUACAUCAGGAAACAAGUCUCUGUGGUUUCUGUGAAGGUGUCUUGUUACUCGAACCCAGGUCAUAAAAGAUAUGUGUUUAAAAAAAAAAAGGAAAAAAAAGAAAAAAAAGGUGAAAUUGAGGUUAGCUGGCAGGUCGGUCCAGGAGAGCUUGGGAUUGCUGGCUUAAUAGAUUUUAGUGUUUUCUACGAAGCAGAGUGUGGGGUGUGGGAGUUUUGGGGGGGCAGCUCUAAAUCAGACACUGUGGACCAGGAAAUACACCCAUAUGUUACAAACAAACAGCGGGAUGAGCUGUUUUAAUGUUUCUGUGUUGUGUCAAAAUGAUUGCUGGUGAUUUAAACUAAAACUAAUCUCAGCUGCUGUCAGAUACAUAGUGUUUAAAAAUUACAGUAUGAAAAAAAACACUUCAUUACCUGUGAAGACUGUGUCUGUGUUUUUAACUAUUUCUUGUACAAUUAUACAGAUUCUUUUAUGAGGAACUUGGUGCCAAGUAGAUGAAUAAGGGGGAAAGGGAUUCUCUUAGUAUCAAUGUUAACAGUGUUAUAAAUUCUAAAUACAAACAAAUUAAAAUAUUAAAAAGAGAAAACUAUGGUACAUUUUAUUUUUUUGGUUUUGAAAAACACGACUAACAGAUGCUGACUCCGAGUGCCUGGCUUAUUUUUUUGAGAAACAUCUUUUUUUUUCAUUGACCAUGAAUAAUGCUGCAGUUCAGAAAAUGUACAUACUUCAUUUUACAACAGGGUUAUUUUAUACUUUUGUAGAUUCUCAUUCAGUUCCGAGAAGCAUGUCAUACAUGGUUGUCUUUCUGUAACACAGUUUUUUACCAUCUUACAGGUGCCAUAUUCAUAAUAAACUUCUCUUGGAUUUGUUACUA